Molecule: messenger RNA, 3344 nt
Organism: Pectinophora gossypiella (pink bollworm)
Lineage: Eukaryota; Metazoa; Arthropoda; Insecta; Lepidoptera; Gelechiidae
Product: ELAV-like protein 4
Exons: 1
Coding region: 73-1134 (353 amino acids)
Cellular component (GO): ribonucleoprotein complex
Molecular function (GO): RNA binding
Source: RefSeq, a predicted model, not a curated record
CGGACGUGCCGUUUUAUUUUAUCGCGUUUUUCGUUUCCCUUUCGUUCUUUCCGUUUAUGAUUUAACGCCACCAUGUCCAAAGGCGACGGUGAACAGCAAAAUGGAUCCGGCGAGGAGUCCAAGACCAACCUCAUCAUAAACUACCUGCCACAGAGUAUGACCCAGGAGGAGAUCCGGAGCCUGUUCUCGAGCAUCGGGGAAGUGGAGUCAUGUAAGCUGAUCAGGAACAAAGGAGCCGCGUUCCCGGACGCGCUGAACCACGCGCUGCACGGCGGUGGGCAGAGCCUCGGCUACGCGUUCGUCAAUUACCACCGCCCCGAGGAUGCGGAGAAGGCGAUCGCUACUCUCAACGGGCUGCGGCUUCAGAACAAGACAAUCAAAGUGUCUUACGCGCGACCGAGCAGCGAAGCUAUUAAAGGUGCAAAUUUAUACGUGUCCGGACUGCCAAAAACGAUGACGCAAUCGGAGCUGGAGCGACUGUUCAGCCCAUACGGACGCAUCAUCACGUCGAGGAUCCUGUGCGAGAACUCCGGCGGGCGCCCCUUCACAGGAGGUGAGCAGGGAUUGUCAAAAGGUGUCGGAUUUAUAAGGUUCGACCAGCGCGUGGAGGCUGAACGGGCGAUUCAGGAGUUGAACGGAACAGUGCCGAAAGGAGCGACAGAGCCGAUCACAGUGAAGUUCGCAAACAACCCGAGCAACAACGGCAAGGCUCUAGCCCCGCUCGCGGCGUACCUGCCGGCGGCGCUGCGCUUCCCGGCGCCUCUUGGCCGGUUCAGCUCAGGCAAGUCCCUUCUCGCUAUCAAUAAAGGUCUGCAGCGCUACAGCCCGCUGGCGGGCGAGCUGCUCGGCGGGGUGCUACCAGGCGCCGUCGGCUCCGAGUGGUGCAUCUUUGUGUACAACCUCGCUCCAGAGACCGAGGAGAACGUGCUGUGGCAGCUCUUCGGCCCCUUCGGCGCCGUCCAGAGCGUAAAAGUAAUACGCGACCUCCAAACCAACAAGUGCAAGGGCUACGGCUUCAUCACAAUGACGAACUACGACGAGGCGGUGGUGGCCAUCCAGUCGCUCAACGGGUACACUCUGGGCAACCGGGUGCUGCAAGUGAGCUUCAAGACCAACAAGAUCAAGACCAUCUAAGGCGAUGGUCCGCACACGGCCUGGCGACGCUAGGACGGCACAGCAGGUGCGCACCCAUACAUACCCACUCGAACCUAACUCGCGGUCGCCGCCGGUCGCGGCUCCAGCGACGCCCCGAUCGCAGCCAAAAACCACCACUUGCUUUUGGCUGUCAUCUCAUCAAGGACCUGACAUGAUAGACUGUGUCUUCCGGACGUUAGCGCUUGCGCGCCAUAGGAGCGCGCGAACGAGUUUUGUACGUUAAUUAUAAACUAGCGAAUGUUUUUGACUCGCUCUUUGUGCGGUGCCUUUUGUUCGGCGCGCUCAGCCAUUUUAACGCACAUAAUAUAGUAUAGCCUGCCCGAAUUGGGUUAAGUGUUUCAGGAAAUCAAAAUGGCGGAAUUUAACACCCCGCGCGGUGCGCGCAUGUCCGAAUAAAAUGGCGACGCCUGAAUGAACGGCGCCGCGAGCAUGCAAUAAUAAAUUUAGAUGGACGGCAUCUAAUGCUAACUCUGGCCAGACUUUAAACCAUACAUAUUGGUAAUAGUCAAUAACAAAAUAAUGAUAUUAAACUUCGCUUAUGAACGGUUGUGGUUAUCGAGAAAUAGUUUAAAAUAAUAAUUAGCAAUAAUAGCCUAAUGCUAUGCUCCAAUUUUAUAUGCGAUCAUAUCGUAAGUACCGUAAGGUUUACAUUCGCGGUUAGGCCGGCACCGGAUCGAUAUGCCAAAUGUAUCGCAGUAACUCAUCUCCGCUCGCACACAUACUCCCACGUGCGACAACGUCGACACUGUCGCACACCACACGCACGACGUACACAAGUAAGUAGUUUAGACCGGCCGACACCCGACGCGAGUGGGCCGCUACAUCAGGCUUAAUCGAAGUAAAAUAGUGUUAUAUUGUUAAAGAUUGGAAGAAUAUAUAUUAUCUAUACGUAUAUUUUAAUCAUAUAUUAAUCUAAUUAAGGAUGAAAACUAAUCAAAAACUGUGAUAGGUUUUGAUAAAAUUUUAAAAAUGAAAAGAUCUCGGUUGGGGAGUUGUAACGGAGUCGUUCGAGCGGCGCUCGGGUGGUAGGCGGGGGCUGAAUGUAGGUUAGGUUUUUGAGAUUUUUGCUACUAGGGUUCGGAUACGUCCGUGGCACAGGCGCGGAGCGACGGAGCGACGGUACACUAUGUACGAGCUAGGAGGAAGAUGAGGAAAAUCGAUGGAGCUGUUCUGGGCUAGGGGCGGGGCGUACCCCCGCACGGAGCGCCCCACGGCCCGAGACCCCGCGGGGGACGGAAACAGUCCGCGGAACUAUGGUGCAUACUCUAGUCUAACGAUAUCGUUUCAAAAAUUAAUAAAUCGAUGUCUUAACAUAUGAUCGGUACCUGCUAUAUAAUAAUGUAUGGAUGCGACCCUGCGUCUAUUCGAAGUAGGCUUUAAUUGUCUUAGUUUAAAUGGAAAUUUGUAAAUAGAGAAAAAGUUGUUUAAAAAAAUAAUAUUCUUGCCGCGUCUAAAUACACGCCACACACUCACAGUAUAACCCGAUGAAGACCUAUUGUGAACAUCGAACUUGAAUAGAUAUAAUAUCGUGCCGUCCUAACGACCCUACGAUUUUUGUAAAAAAAAAUAUAUACUUAAUAUAUGUAAAAACAGUUUUGUAACAUUUCAGAUAUUAACUAAUAGGUACUCAUUACAUACCAAAGAUGGAGAUUAAAAUUUACAAGUAUUUAUAUAUUUAUUAUUAAAUGUAAAACGUGCAAUAACUAAUAGCCAGUAAUUUAAUAAAAAUAUAUUAAAGAAAAUGAUUGGAGGCGUUGGUGGACGUCUAGCGUCUAGGAUGCGGGAGCCAGCGCCGGUAGGGCUCUGCCCCGGGGCGGAGCGCCUCUCGCGGACACUGCGUGAAUGUGUGUGCACAUUGAGCCACGUUUGUCUACUAUUUAUUGUAACCUUUGUUUAUCCGCACUAACUUACUUUCGAUAUUUAUAAAAAAUAAUCUAAAAUUACUUUCGCUUAAUUUAAUGCAGCUUGAGACGCAUAAUGUUCAGAUUUUAGUCUUAAUACGUUUUAUUAUUAGGUAUAUUCGUAUUAAUUUAGACAAAUUGUGAGUUACUCUCGCCGUCGCGACGCCACUCGCGUGUUCACUGGAGGGCGGGUGGCGUUCAGGGGUCGAAGUUUGAUUAUUUUAAUAGUAAUCUUACUGAUCGUGCGGUUGAUAGGAACCUAGUAUGAGUCGGCGUGUGAAGCACAAG